Folsomia candida is the source of this 1459-nucleotide messenger RNA. RefSeq lists its product as uncharacterized. The transcript has 6 exons. Gene Ontology annotation, molecular function: nucleic acid binding. Lineage: Eukaryota; Metazoa; Arthropoda; Collembola; Entomobryomorpha; Isotomidae. The record is from RefSeq and is a predicted model, not a curated record. The coding region runs from base 95 to 1459 and encodes 454 amino acids.
UCUAAAUUUAUUUCUCAUAGAUAGUAGUAUGCAACCAGUAGUUAACUGUUGAUGUUAUCGACAUCAUAAAUCGUCGUAAAACAACAAACAAAUCAUGCCGAGGACUAAAGUUAAGCUGACGCCUAAGCAUGUCUUACCCCACACAGAAUCUGGAUCAAAUGUCAGUCAACUCGAUUCCAGUGGAAAAAAUGGCUCCGGAUCCAACUCGACGCAAAAAAGUUCCAACGACGACGCCACCAUUAGGAAACUGCCUCCCAAAGGUCCACCCAGGAAUGAAGGGUACACGUCCCGAGAACAAAUGCUCAAACCUGCAAAGUCGCUCCAACGCCAUUCUCGAGAACAGGCUGCGUCACAAAUAGCGGAACAAAACAGAAGCAGAAAUUCUUCGGAAGAUUCCUUACGCGAUAGGAAAAAGUAUGACGCAGUUUCGAAUAAGAAAAAUCAGCAAAAGAAUACUUCUGCGACUUCAUUAUUAAAUCCAUACUGGGCUUUUAACCACAACCUAACACCGGAAAAGGUGUAUUCGAAAACUCUGGCUGGGUUAGGGAGACCAAUGUCCCGCGUGGCAUCAGCCUUCAUUGCAGACAUUAUUCCUCGUAAUGGCAAGAAAAAGUCACAGGUCAAAUUCACCGACGAUAAUUCCGAGAAUGACGAACAAAUCACUGAUGUCGAGGAGGAGGAAGUUGUUUGUCGAAAAGUUGAUAAGUGUAAAGAAUCUAGAAAGAAGGAGCCUUCCAUUACCGAGAUUAAUAGGUCAAGUCAAACUGAAUUUGGACAAAGACGCGAGAGUAAAAAUCGGGGAGUAGAACGCUCUUAUAGAGAAAAACAUAAGAAAAGCGUCAUUAAGAAUCCAAAAUCAACUGAAAGUUUGCAAAAGUCUUCGGCGUCAAAUAGUGAUGCAGAACCACCCGCAGAUCCUACAGUAAACCGUAACGAGAAAAUUAAGAGGCGUGCGGCAACGCCGUUUCACCCCAAGAUGGAGGACGCUGACGAGGUGUCCCAGGCCUCUGAGAAAGAAGACGACUCAAUUUCUACCUCCAGUCGUAAAUCGACAACCCAAUUACAAAUCACCGGAUUACCAUUGAGUUCCACCAUUGACGAUCUGAAGCAAGUUUUUCCUAAAGCAAGGGCUAUAAAGUUAACCCUCAUUCGUGACAACUUGAACAGAUAUAUGAGAAACGCCGUAGUCGAGUUUCGUAAUACCAACCACGCCAGAGAGGGUUACGAGCGAGCUAAAAACGUCCGUUUUGAAGAUUUAGAAGUCCAACUUGAUUUCAUAGCAGUAGAAGAACCAACUCCUAACGGAAAUGUCGAAGAAGAUCGCUCGGACGAGACAAUCGAAGAUUUACUACCACAAAAAAAGAUUGACAAAGAAUCCAUGGUUCGAGAAUGGAUUAAAAUUCAGAGUAAUUAUGCUCACAGCAUGAGAACGAAAAGUUAUACACGGAUCAAGGAAUAA